Harmonia axyridis is the source of this 3542-nucleotide messenger RNA. Its product is annotated as solute carrier family 35 member C2. Gene Ontology annotation, cellular component: cis-Golgi network; endoplasmic reticulum-Golgi intermediate compartment; Golgi apparatus. The record is from RefSeq and is a predicted model, not a curated record. The coding region runs from base 537 to 1742 and encodes 401 amino acids. Gene Ontology annotation, biological process: UDP-glucose transmembrane transport. NCBI's taxonomy places the organism in Eukaryota, Metazoa, Arthropoda, Insecta, Coleoptera, Coccinellidae. The transcript is spliced from 6 exons. Gene Ontology annotation, molecular function: antiporter activity.
UCAAAUUCAUACUUUCUAUUUACUAAUAAUAAUAUAUUACUUAUUUUUGUUUAUAAGGAAAAGUGUUUGGUAGUUUUCGAAUGUGAAAUCGUAUAAUGAAUGUUAAUUCAUUUUUUAAUCAUACUACAAUUUGAAUCAGUUUCAACCAGUAUGGUUAAUUCCCUACACCUGAAACGAAGUGGAACUUAGCAGAUGUGAUACUUUAUCUUAGAAUGGAAACCACAAGUUUUGAAAUAUGUAUCUUUGAAUAGAAACCACACUUUUUAAAAUAUUUUUAGCUUUGAAUUCUGUUUAGUAUGCUGAAGGUAGUUUGCCAAGGUCAGCCAAUUGUGCUAGGUUAAUGCUUCAGAUAUGGUUACUACACUGCUUAUGUCCAUAAUUAUUUCGAAAUUUGGUAAAAAUGUUGGGUUUCAAGAAGUACGAAAAUAGCAAUAUAUAGCUGAAUAACAUUUUUGAUAAUCGGAUGUUUUUGUGCAAAUACAUUACAAUUUUUGAAGCUAUUUCACCAAUUAGGUGAUUGAAACUCAUCUACCAAUAUGUUUGGAAGGAGGAAUAAUUUGAAAUAUAAAGUGGUAGAAAAUGAAACUAUCUACGAAGAUGCAGACGAUUUUGAGCCUGUCAAAAAAGAUUCUACAUCCUACAGCUUUGCACAAACAUCUCUUUUCACUUUACUUCUUAUAGUUGUCUAUUAUAUUCCAUCUAUUGGUUUAACGUUUUAUCAGCAUUGGCUGUAUGAGACUAUUCACUUUCCAUUAACUACAGUUCUAAUUCACCUUGUUGUAAAAUUUGUAUUAGCUCUAUUUGUAAGGUUAUUUUUGGAGCGCAAGCAAGUAAAAAAAAGAAUUGUGUAUGGAUGGAAGGAUUAUGUGAUUUCUUUUGGACCACCUGGAAUUUCUAGUGGAAUAGAUGUAGGGUUUUCCAAUUAUGGUCUUGAACUGAUUACAAUUUCAUUGUACACUAUGACAAAAUCAACCACAAUUGUUUUUAUUCUUAUUUUCUGUAUAUUACUGAAGUUGGAGAAAAAAUCUUGGAGCCUCUUUAGUAUAGUUGUUAUGAUAUCUAUAGGUUUGAUGUUGUUCACUUACAAAUCUACUCAGUUCAACUUUCUUGGAUUUUUACUAACAUUGCUAGCUUCUGUUUGCUCAGGGAUUAGAUGGACUUUUGUUCAAUUGCUUAUGCAAAAACAAAAAAUGGGUGUACAGAAUCCAAUUGACAUGAUGUAUCAUAUGCAACCCUGGAUGAUUUUAUCAGUAUUGCCAUUUGCGAUUGCAAUAGAAGGGAAUAUGGUUAUUGUUAAUUGUCAGCUAUUUUUAUCUGAUGGUUACAACACAUUUCUAUAUGUUCUUUUCAAAAUCGUAGCAGGUGCGUUUGUUGCAUUUUUUAUGGAAAUUGGUGAAAUGUUACUAGUCACUUACACUUCAAGUCUGACCUUGUCUGUAGCAGGAAUUUUCAAAGAAGUAUUUGUUCUGGGUCUUGCAAUUUUAUGGAAUGGAGAUCAGCUAUCGCCUGUGAACUUAGCAGGCCUAUUUCUUUGCCUGUGUGGUAUUUCAAGCCACGUUAUCCACAAAUUGAGGGGGGAUGGUAAGAAGACUCCAACUCGUCGUUAUGUAGAGGAUUCGGAACAUCAAGAGCUAGACGGACUUGUUGAUAAAUUUUCAAACAAUGAUCUCACUAGCGAAAGUGAUGAGGAAAAGAGCGACAGUCAAGUAAUUUUUGACAUUCUGAAGAAUCGUGAUCGGUAGUGUUCCUAUGACGAACUGAUUUUUCAUAUGUGAAUGAUGUUGGAUUGCAGUAAAGUUUACAUUUUUUGUUGUUAAUAUUGUAUCUCCAGUUUGAUCUUCAGAAAAAUCUUUUCUUUUUGUUCGGUGAGUAUUAGAUCUCUAUACCUAAUCGCCAUGUUCCGGUGAUUACAACAAUGAAGAAUCAUUUAUUCUGCUUUUAUAUUAUCGUUUUGAAUGAAUAAGGUUUGUAACCCUUAGUUUCUGUGAUGUUUUCGAAGAUAGUAAAUAUAGUUUUCUAAUCUUUAUAUAAUGAAAACUAAUUGAAAGAUUGUAAAUCUUGAUAUUUAAUGAAACACUAAUCACAGUGGAGCUAUAAGAAAAUAGCCAUUAUUUGUACUGACUGAACCGCAAUAUCAUUUCUGUUAGAUGUUCUAGAUUUUGAUGAACUUUCAAUAUUCACAGUCGUAAGCUUUCACUACAAUAUUCAAAGGGUUUCUGAUCAUAGUAAUUAACAUGAAAAAAUUUCACUAGUAACUAUGAUGCACGUUUUCAGAGAUUUUAUGGUUAUAAAUUUCUCAAUUUCACUUGUGAAUUCUUACCCCUGAUGUCUCUGAGAUUCAUGUAAUGUCCCAGAAACCUUGAAUUACCAUGUAGUAAUAGUAGAAUUUAUUAUAUAAACUGCACAUUUCCAUUAUUUUUGUUAUGUAUAUUUUAGCACCUAUAUUUGUACUGAAUAUUCACUUAUAUGUGAAUUUAGCACUUUGUCAUGUUGUGAUUCAUUUUGAUGGAAAAUAUUGAUGAUUACUUCACUUUGAAGAGAAAAAUGGUUCGUAGUAUUAUUUGCUUAUUGGUUUUGAAAGGUGGCUCUGAAUUUGCAGAAAUCGGGAUAUCAAAGAAAAUUUUAAAAAUUAAUUUUUUUAGUCAAUUUGUUCAGCUGAAUUGUAAGAUAUAUGUCCAUUGUCCAUUUAUGUAUUAGUUUUAAAGUAUGCAAGUACCAGGUUUCUUAACCAAAAUGAGCCAUGAUGAUUUAUAAAUUUGCAAAUUAUUCCAUAAGUGCCAUACUGUUCUCCAAGAAUUGAACUAUUAUGAACUGUAGACUUUUAACUUUGAUUUUUUUAUGAAGUAUUGACAGAUUCAAAUAUGUCGAAAUGAGAAUAUUCAUUCUCAUAGUUUCUAAAAGAAAAAUAAUAUUUCUGUUUGUAAGAUCAUUCAUACAAACUGAAAUGAAAAUAUCUCCACUAGUGUCAUCAAUCUGUUACAGCAAUAAAUAAUUUAUGAUGUUAGUUUAUUCACUCAUGAAACAUGAUGUACGUAAUGUUAUUUUGAGUUGUUUCUACAUUCAAAUAUAUCCUGGUUUCACAGCAAGUUGUACGAAUUCAACAGAAUCAAUAUUAGACAGUUUUAACUUAUUCUAUAUUAUAUUAUGUGAAUUUUUGAGUUAUCGAACCGUACAGUUAUAUAAGUUAGCGAUUCUGGUAGAAUUCAGUGUUUCGAUUAUUAAGUGCAAUUUGAUUUAUCAAACAUUCCAAUUAUAUGUUUUGCAUAGUGCCAAUUUGGCUGUGUGUAUUCCAGUGAUGUCAAGUUUUGAUAUGUUCUUGUUUUGUUAUGUUUUCAGAUAAAUUCUUCACAGUGAAGGGUUUUGUUAUUUUUUUUUAUGAGAUUUAAAAAUAAUUUAUUGAAUUAUUGAUGUUUUCGUUAAUAAUUUUCACUAAUGUUCUUCGGCCUUGUUAUGAAGUUAUUUUUCAUUUGUAUAAUAUUGAAAUCCCGAGGUUGUGAACUUGCUAGUGCUAGAUUAAAAUCAAUAGAUAUCCAUCAGUUAAU